Porites evermanni is the source of this 2498-nucleotide messenger RNA. The record is from the annotation of a GenBank genome assembly. NCBI's taxonomy places the organism in Eukaryota, Metazoa, Cnidaria, Anthozoa, Scleractinia, Poritidae.
AUGCGGAAAAGAAAGACAAGUCAUCAACCAAAUUUCAAAGCUACAAGAGCUGUGGUAUUAGGCAAAGAUGGCGUUGGAAAAUCAGGUAUUUACUAGUUAGUUAGUAGUUAAGUUAGUUAUCUGCCGAUGUUUCGUGAACUGGACAUUUCACACUAUCCGGUAUGGGGGGCAGAUCAUUUAUUAUCUAAUCAGCACCAAGUACAAUUUUCCCCUCUCCGUGUCCAUGAAUUGCUAUAAAAAGAAAUAUCCACUUGAAAGUCAAGUGUUUUAAGUCUUUUAUUACUCACUAAGAAUAAAAGAGUUCCGGCAUGCAAACAACAACUUAAAAAUUAAUAAUACUUUUCCCAUUUUAGGAUGCAUAUAACUUAAAUACACUAGACAAUUAGAUAAAUCACAUACUAAUUGAGGCAACAACUGGAGUUGUUUAUUUAGUUCAUUAGGUAUCAUCAUAAGACACAAAACCGAGGGAUUUAGAUUUGCUUAUGCGCAAUACUCAGUUCAUUGAAAGAUUAAUCGUUUUAUACACGCGCGAGUGAACAACUCGAAGCGUGUUCACGGCACACUUGCACAGUUUGGAUUUAUCGGAUAACUGGUGUAACUUAGAACAUAAACAAACGUCCGAGGUCUAGAAAAUAUGAAAUUUGAAAAAAUUUAAAAUGCAUCACUGCACCGGUGAAAGGAACUGGUAAUAAAUAAAAAACACCUGAGUAUAAGUGGGUUUUUACUAAGCUCCACACUUGAACAAACUAAGUUUGUAUACUGAACAACCGCGCGGUCAUUUCAACAGCAACAGAGCAAAUUACCUUUAAAAAUAGAAAGAAUGUCUUAUCCUACUGUUAACUGUCCAUUGUGGUUUUUUUGUGUGUGUAUAUGCGCAACCAAAGCAGCGCAAAUAUGCACACCUUUUUAAAACAAAAGGAUUAAUGGAAGUAAAUAAAGAAUAUAAACAGUUUUUAAAAUGUUUUAUUUUUUCAAUGAACAAAGUUUGUUUAAAAGCACCUCGUCAAAAUUUCGCGAGAACAACCACUGUAAAAUAACAAUGGCAAAGUCUUUUACAUGUUUAGAAACCGGUUUUUAACCCUUACGAGAUAAAGUUUAAGGUCUCUAUACUCACAGAAGAUGUCUUCACCCGUAUUUAUUUAUUUGACAACUUUUAGGUUCGAGUAAAGUUUGCUUUCUAACCCAUCACCUACGGCUGAAUUUAAUCGAAAAGAAGCUACGUAGGCCUGUCACCGGUUUUCUGCAAGUACUAGUAGCUCGAUUCUUUAUUUCUAAUAAUAGAAAACCAACUAAACCUGCACUAUCCAAUGUAUUUUAAUUAUUUCAUAUUUACAUAGAUGGCAAAGAUAAUUGGUAUAAGUUAUUUUCGUGUUUCUAAUUGUUAAAGUAAAAACAUUUGAAUUUGAUUUGACGAACGCUUCUCUGAACACCGAUCUUCUCGAGACUUUAAGCUUCAGAAGCUAAAAUUGCGCUAUUUCUUGAUUAGGCACACUUGAUCACGUGCCUCUAUACACUCAAAAUAUUUUUGAAAGUUCAACAACUGUUAUAUAACCAGUGUUUCCUGUUUUCAAGAUGAUGGGGGCAGCCAGAUGGACCCGAAUGUUCAGCCCAACUUGCUAUCGAUCUUUCAACAAACACUUAAUUAAAGGUCUUUCCUGUAAAAUCCAUACCAACUUGAUUUAAUUUUAAAGUGAAGGAAUGUGUUCAGCACGUAGCUCUUUUGCGCCAGUAGUUUACAUAUUGGGAUUUUAGCUUGAGUAGGAAAUCGAAAAAACAACCGUAUAAAAAUUAGUCCAAUUUUUACUGCACCCUACGGCGUGUUAAUACAGAGAUCCUAUCUAACCUAUUAUGAGACCCAAGCUAUUAUAUCGGACCGAGAGCAAAAAUAAAACCUAUUACAUUUUUGGAAUAUUUCAAUCUUUUCCCGUUUAAUUUGCAGCUCUCAUAGUCCGUUUCCUUACCCGAAGAUUUAUCACGGAAUACGACCAGACUCUAGGUAGGUAUGUCGUUUUUAUCAGGCUGCAUUCGCUUAAGCCAAAACAGGUUAUAGUCUAAUCGAGUGAAAAGGGGAAAAGGCGUGUUUUAUUUGCAAAAGUUGCCGCCAAUUUGUGCGAACCAUAAUCGCAAGGGUUCUUUUGUAAUUGCCACGCCUAAAAAUUUGAUCAUCACCGCAUGCAUGGCUACUUCGAGUGAACAGUACUAUUAAGCAUGCACUUGCACAGGUAUUCAGUUGACAGUUUUGUUAGACUUGGUAUUGUGGUACUUGCGCAGUAGCCACCUAUACAUCCCGCUGAUAACAUAUGAAAUAAUUAUUGAUUAUGAUUUAUACUACAGGCAGCAGUUCUAAGAUAAUCAUUUAGUCAGCAAUAAGAGUAAUUAAAUAACAAAUUCUUUUUUCUCUUAUCUUUCAAUCAGAGUCCACUUGGCGGCAUCAUAUGGAGUUGGAUAAUGAAUACAUCUACGUUGACUUAAUGGAUACAGCAGGAGAGGUGCGUUAA